This is a messenger RNA of Pecten maximus, 3904 nucleotides long. RefSeq names its product FK506-binding protein 3-like. Lineage: Eukaryota; Metazoa; Mollusca; Bivalvia; Pectinida; Pectinidae. The transcript has 2 exons. The record is from RefSeq and is a predicted model, not a curated record. The coding region runs from base 588 to 2174 and encodes 528 amino acids.
GUUUGUAAAUCGACACAGGAACGAUCUUAUAGUUUCUGUUAGAAAUGUAAGGAUACAUUUCUCAUUUAUGCAAAGAGUGGUGUGGUUAUUUGCGUCUGUUCAACGAAAGAACUCUUGAUGAAACAAAACGUCAUACCUCUGGCUAAAUCAUCGUACUUGUGUGUAAUUGUUGGGUGACCUGUGUGUGUUUGUAGAUUUAUUCCAUCGAUAUACAAGUAUUGUUGUGUUUUGGCGAGAUGCAUUGUGGUGUGUUAUGAAUCAAUGCUAUCCGUUAUAAACUUCGACACUGGAUUACUGUACAGCACCACAGAACACAAGUCUCUUCUGUUACUCUAAGUGAUUGAGUGUGGCGAGAGAAGCACUGGAAAACAUAUUGGUGAUGGAUACACUUAUCAAAACUUCCAGAAUACUGCACAGAAAGUAUCAAGGGACUACGAGACUUUGUCACCUAACUCAGAAGUAUCUUUUAUCAUAAAACGACUAUUUUUCCAAAACGUUUUUCCGAUAUCACGUUUUUCAGUUAUGACGUUACAUAAACAUUUUAACACCACACAUACGACUCAUCUACUGUCAAAAACCUGUCAAAUAUGACGUCACGUCAACAAGGCACCACAACCCGUGUUUCCGGUGCAGCAAAGUCAACCAAAAAUGACCCGGCGGCUCGUCAGGGGUCAAAGAGGUCAGGGCAGCCUCAGAGUCGGCAAAUGUCGACUGGAUACCAAACAGGAGGCGAGUCGAGAUAUCAACAGACACGGAUGACUCGACAGGGAUCACAGGGUGUUAGUAGACAGACAGGGCAACGGGGCAGUAGACAAACGGCGGGGACAACAAAGUCCAAUAGGCUGGUACAGAGUAGGCUUUCAAAUCAAGUUGUGUUUCGUCACGAGUCGAGUCGAGGCGGAGAUUCAGAGGCGAGGAGUUAUGCUUCACAGUACGAUGAUGAGGAUGAUGAGGAUGGCGAGUACGAGGACGGGGACGAGGACGAGGAAGGGGAGUAUGAAAACGAGGAUGAAGAGGAAACCGAAGGCAGCGAGGAUGUACAAAGUACUUACAUAGAAGAUUAUUACCCGGAGUAUGCUUCAAUGACAGGCAUAAGAAAAGUCCAAGGUCCAAGGGUUGAAAUAAUGGACGGUCCUGAUCCGUGCCAUUGUUUCCCAAAGAAAAGUAACAAGCACAUCCCAUCUAUGGUGUAUGAAAACAUCACGUGCAAACAUUCUGGAGUUAAAGGUGAGGCACAUGCAGGUGUAUUUCGGUUUGAUUUUAAUUGGAACGAAUUCAUGGAGGAACCAAGACGGAGAAAACGAAGUCAAGCUCCUCCUAAAACUAACUUUGUAAAGGGAUAUCCUAAUCCCGAAUUUUUAGGGGAAUAUGUGGAGGAAGGUGAAGGUGAAGAUGAAGAUGACGAUGAUGACGAUACCAAUCAACAAGACGAUGAAGAAAUUGAUGAUGAUGAGGACGAUGAUUACACGUACCAUGGUGAUGAAGAAUUCGAAGGGCGAUGGGGAAAACAAUCCGAUGAUGAUGAUGAUGAUGAUGAUGAUGACGAUGAAGAGGAAGAAGACGAAGAAGAGGCUGAGCAACAGAGAGCUUUAGAAGAAGCCAUGGCCAAACCUAGUGGGAUACGCGCUAUUAUACCGUUGCCUCAUAUAGGGUAUUCCCCACCCCCUUCUAGGGAAAGAUCUACACCUUUGUCCCAGCGUUCUGUCCCGUACUCUCUGCCCCCACUGCCCGAGAGCCCUUUCAUGUCUGUCCAAAGUCGCCAGUCUGCCCAGUCAUACGAAGGAUCAGGGGUCGGAAGUCGUUUGGACAGUAGGGACGCGCGCAAGGACGGCAAGUUCCGGAUAAAGAAAAUCAAUACAGUGCGCCGUUUCCAGGGCCGAAUGUAUGAUCCAGCUUCCAAAAAAGUGGUUUCCUAUGACAUAACGCCAUCCUUCAGAGCUAAUCUUGACACUUGGCACGCCAACAUCGACAGUGGAUCUUCCGCUGCUUCCGGAAGUCGCCUUUCGCUCCAGUCCGGAAAUCGUCGAAGUACCGUACCGAGUCGUCGGAGUGUGAAAGUCGAGAGUCGUCAUACGAACAUUCCAGAGGAAGAUGACGAAGACGAAGAAGAUGAUGACGACGACGACGAUGAAGAUGACGACGACGAAGAAGACGACGAUGAAGAUGAUUAUUGACACUUAUUGUUGUCAGUAGUAUGCAGUGUCAAAACAUCCAUUAUGCUAAUUUUCGUUUUUUAAGUAUCCGUGUGUUCCUUCAUCGGGUUCGUACCAGCAUUACGGUAUCAUGGAACGCAAAUUGAAUAUCAAGCGAGUUCCCAAGAUGGCGGCCUUCGCUCACCUCAAACAUAAAAACCGAUCAUUUUCCUUUUUUACAGUGUAACGGAUGUAAAACAUUGACUUUCAUAAUUCAUAAAAUGUCAUCGCUAACGGAGAGUCCCCGUCUCGUUUAAAAAAAAAAAUUACUUUUGCAUAACAAAGGAAGAAUCACAGUUACGUCAUCUCGGAUCCAAGUGAUACGUAUGAAGAAUCCAUCCACGAGAACCGAUUCGGUUCUGUUGGUACAGAAUGUUCCAUUACGAGUAUCGGUUCGGUUCUACUGGUACAGAAUGUACCAUUUCGAGUAUUGGUUCGGUUCUACUGGUACAGAAUGUUCCAUUAUGAGUACAACAGAUUCAUACCGGUACAACUGGUACGAACCCAAUAAAGGAACGCAUGGUAUGUGAACGCUACCGGCAGAAGAAGAAUCAGUGUCAUUUUGACGUUUCUCCUCCCACCCUUAAGACUAAUGCUAGACCACUGGAGGACGCAAACAUUGAGUGGUAUAAGGAUUCUCCAGGACGAGAAAAAGGUUUCUCGAAUAUUUCUAAAUGUUGAUUAUGUGAUAAAUGUAUGUAAAAUCAUCUAUUCGUUUCUUACUUUAAAAUAGUGUUGACAGAAUCCUUCAGAAUACAUCAUUUUAAACUUAAUAAUGAAAUUCAUCUUUUAGAAAAUGUUAUGAUAGGGAGAGCUUGAAAUGUGUUGUAUGUGGUCCCGUGGAAAAUUCAAAGUUAAGGAAUUUUGAUGAAAGUUGCAUUUCAUUGAAUGCGAACGAGUAGCGCAAGGGAGGUAACUCAGGUAGUGAUAUCACUAAAGUCAUCGUAACUUACCGUUUCCAAUCGUCUGGUGUACGCCGUCGUGCGUUGUCCGUCGGACGUCCGUAAAUAAUUUACGUUUCUUCUCAGAAACCCCUGAACCAGUUUCAGUAAAGAUUUACUGAAAUCUUCCAUGGCCAAAGGUCAAUCGAAUCCACACCACUAGUGACACGGGGAAUGGGACAAAAAGUAUCCAAUUUGAUAAACUUUCAAAAUGCCUCUCCCAAAGACUCAGAUAUAUGGAAGAAUUGAAUUUUUUCUUCGAAAUGGAAGGGUCUUACAGGUCUUUCCCGAAAUAGUGAGUUUCAACCACGAAGUCUCGCGUUUUCCCCUGGGGAAGGAAUAAACUUAACUAUGUAGUUUAUGUAGCGUAACAACAUGUUUGAGUGGUUUCCCAUUGGAAAUAAUUGGAUCUUGGGCUGGAUUAUUAACUGUGUGAGAGGACAUUUUGAUGGAUGCACAAAACCUCGGUUGACCCCCGGGAUAGGCGUGACCAAAACGGGUAAAAUUGAUCGAAAGUGUAACAACUUUCUUCUCCAAUCCGAGGUCCGUUGUUGGAAAGGUCUUCAAGUGUUUUAUGAAAAUGGAGAAUAUUUCGAUACACCAAGGCGUGACAUCCGUCCAUAGGGAGCGGAUGAAGUUUAUUAUAGUGGAAAUAGGGAAAAGACACUUUUUUUAUACUUUAUAAGUUAAUUCAAACUCUAUUGAAAUUAAAACUCAAUCCAAAAGUAUCAAAUUAGCUUAAAUUCCAACAAACUAAUACUUUUCAUAGUA